This is a messenger RNA of Dictyostelium discoideum AX4, 546 nucleotides long. It is a transcript of the gene rpl18, whose product is annotated as S60 ribosomal protein L18. The transcript has 5 exons. Gene Ontology annotation, cellular component: cytoplasm; ribosome. Gene Ontology annotation, biological process: translation. NCBI's taxonomy places the organism in Eukaryota, Evosea, Eumycetozoa, Dictyosteliales, Dictyosteliaceae. Bases 1 to 546 code for a protein of 181 amino acids. Gene Ontology annotation, molecular function: structural constituent of ribosome. The record is from RefSeq and is a predicted model, not a curated record.
AUGGCCAUCGAUAAAUCCAAAAGAUUCUUAAGAAAGACCGGUAGAAAGACUUUAGUCUCUCAAAAUCCAUACCAUGCACUCUUAGUCAAAUUAUACCGUUUCUUAGCCCGUAGAACCAACUCCAAGUUCAACAAGGUUGUCUUAAAGAGAUUAUUACAAACUAAAACCAAUAGACCACCAGUUUCAAUCUCAAGAAUUGCCAAUUUAAUGAAGGACAGAAAGAGCGGUAAGAUUGCUGUUUGUGUUGGUACCGUUGUUGAUGAUGAAAGAUUAUUAGACUGCCCAAAACUCACUGUUUGUGCAUUAAGAUUCACUGAAACUGCUCGUUCAAGAAUCGUCAAAGCUGGUGGUAAAGCAUUAUCUUUCGAUCAAUUCGCUUUAGUUAGACCAAGAGGUAACAACACUUUCUUAAUCAAAGGUGUUACCAAAGCUAGAGAAGUCUACAAACAUUUCGGUAGAGCUCCAGGUUUACCAGGUUCCCAUGCUCGUCCUUAUGUCCGUUCAGAAGGUAUUAAAUUCCAAAGAUCAAAGACCAGAAAUCCAUAA